This is a messenger RNA of Symbiodinium sp. CCMP2592, 681 nucleotides long. The record is from the annotation of a GenBank genome assembly. Lineage: Eukaryota; Dinophyceae; Suessiales; Symbiodiniaceae.
AUGGCCUCCUCCGCCUUCACCUCCGAAUAUUUGCAGCUGUUCUUGGUGUUCUUCGAGUCGCUGUCCGACAACCAGCUGCUUCAGGUGCCUACUCUGGUCAAGCCGCUUAUGAUUCCCCUGGACCGCAUGCACUUCCUGGCGGCAGUAUGGCACCUCCGGCCCCUAUGGGACCACCUCCGGUUCCUCCUUACGCGGAUCCCUCUCACCGCCAGACCUUACCACGACUUCGUGGACGUGAUCGCGACCGCCCUCGAGCUGAAGAACGCCCCCGAGCUGAAGGCCGUGAUCGUGACCGUCAUCGCCGUCGACGCCGUUCGGUAUCCCCACUUCCUCCUGAUCCUCUACCUGUUGGAACUUCCCCUUUGCCUCCAUUAUCUCCGGGACGUGCAGAUUCCGUCCCCGCCGGCAAUACAGUGCCGCCUCCGGCUGUCUCCAAGCACACCGGGCGACCUCUUGCACCAAAGGUGGAUGCCGAUGGGACUCUCACUUACGUCCAGGUCAAGGCACGACCGCAACUUCCUCCGCCACGUGCCACAGGGACCACCACCGACAGAUCCCGCAGUCGGCGUCGUCGACGCGAUCGUGCUGACCGAGACCGUGAUGAUCGUGAGGAUCACGACCGUUCCCGAGGAGCACGCGAUACCUCGCAUCGUGACCGUGACCGACAUCGGCGUGAUCUGA